This is a messenger RNA of Microplitis demolitor, 3080 nucleotides long. Its product is annotated as CDK5 and ABL1 enzyme substrate 2. The transcript is spliced from 9 exons. The record is from RefSeq and is a predicted model, not a curated record. NCBI's taxonomy places the organism in Eukaryota, Metazoa, Arthropoda, Insecta, Hymenoptera, Braconidae. The coding region runs from base 762 to 2531 and encodes 589 amino acids. Gene Ontology annotation, biological process: regulation of cell cycle.
AUAAACUACAUAAUUACAUUAACUCUAAAAAUAAAGUAAUCCAUUGUCAGCACAUCUGGUAUUAUUAAUAAAUCUAAUUUCUUACCGGAUAAUAAUAAUAAAAUAAUUGAAUAACUGGUGAUAUAUAACAAUAAUAAAUUUUUUUUUAAACCAGGUAUAAAUGUAAUCUAGGGUCAAAAUCCAAGUCGACAGUUACGUCACCAAUGGCAAAACUCGUACAAGUAUUUUUUCCUUGAUAUAUAUCAUAAUAAACUCUUGUAUAUCUCCAGUAUAAUAACAAUCUGCGUAUAAGAAUGACGGAGUAGACUACGACUUUUUUUGCUUAAUAUGUAGUGUAUAUUUAUACAUAUAUUUAAUACUAAUAUAACAUUUAAUGUUUAUUACAGUGAUUAAUAAUAACAAUAAUUAUUUUAAAAAUAUUUCAAAAAUAAUAACAGCAAUUAAAUUAAACAAAAUGGUUAAAUUUAUAAAAUCAUGUUAUUUAGACGUGGGUUGUUUGAUAACAGUGAUGACUAUUAGAACUAAAUAUUUAAUUAAUUGUGAAAAUGAAUUGUGAUCUUAGUAUUUAUUUAUAUAUUUAUUAUGCAGUGCAGUGCAUUUAACAUUUUUUAAUAAUUUUAUUUUAUUAUUUAUUUAUUUUAUUAUUUUUAAAAAAUUGAAUUUAUGGAUUUAAAAUAUAAUAUGAGGAUUUUUAAAAUUACCCUGAGCAUAAUUUAUAAUUAAUAAUAAUAAUUAUAAAAAAUAAGUGUAAAUUAAUUGGAAUGGCAGCAGCCCAAAAAAAAAAUCAAUCACGUAGACGACUUGCAGCAAUAACAUUUCUAUCAAAUAUAUCAUUGGACGGAAGUCAUCGGGAUACAAAUUUUUCACUUCUACCUCACAAUGGAGCUAUACACCGGCGUGAAAUAAAACUAAAUAAUAUUAUUAAUAAUAGUAGUAAUAAUAAUAAUUCAAAUUACAAUGAUAAUGUUAAUGAGAUAAUAAGAUAUAAUAAUGACACAUCAAUAGGAGCUGUAACGACAGAUACAAAUACUUCUGCAGAUGAUUUUGUUGAAAUAGUGCCAGGGUAUACUGCUGAAAUAAAAAAUAAUGAUUCUGGUGAAUUGCCACAUAAAAUAAUAAAUGAUCAUAAUUCAAUAAGCUCAGAUUCUGAUGGUAUUUUCACUUCUGCUAAAAAUACAAUAUCUGCUUUGCUUGAUCAGGAACGAAUCCAACCAUUAUUAUCAUCAAUACCUGGCUCGUUUCGUGAACGAGCUGGAACAGCAGGAAGCGAAUAUUCAUUACCAGAAAGACGUGUUGGUUCAUUAUAUUACAAAAAACGUAUUGUACAUCAAACAUCAACAUUAUCUGAAGACAUAAAACACCAUUACAAUAGCAGUAGUGAAAGUAUUGGGUCUCAAAGAUCUAAAUCAAUUUCAUCUAAAAAUAAAGGAAAAACACUAAAUAAUGCUCAGACAUGUGUAACAUCAAAUGCUGUUAUUAUACCAGAAGUAACACGAGAAUUACGAAUAAUGCAACGACCAACAAAUGGUCAUAAAUUUGGCGACGAUCGUCUGGUAUUGGUGUCUACUAAAAAAGUACCAUUUCUUGUCUUCUCAGCAUUGCCUUACAACAAAAAUCAACGAACCAGUUGGUCGGAAUUGCGUAGAGAUACUGGUCGUAGACGAAAUACAUCGGGUCCAAGGCCACUUUCGGCUAUUAAUGAUAAUUUAGAUCCAUUUGGUUUAUUGGGAAUAGAACGGGCUAAAGAUGGACAGGAAAUGUCUUAUGGUCAAUUAUUGGUGCCGUCACGACAAUUUCAACGUGAAAGAAAAAUUCAUGCAAAUGAUCCUGAGGCUACUGAACUCAACCAUAUUACCCCAAAGCAACAUCAUAUUGUUUCAAGGUGUCUGUCUUAUGAUACUAAUUCACAUCGCGGUCAGCUCGUGACAUCUGAUUCUCCACCAUUAUCGCUUUCGAACGACAGUAAAAAUUACGAUUGGGAUGAAUAUGGAACCAUGCCGUAUAAUCCGAAUCUACUAGAUGAUCCAGAAUUAAUCGCUGGGAAACAUCGUACACUUCUUACUUUUACUUCUUAUAUGGCAUCGGUUAUUGAUUACGUACGUCCGUCUGACUUAAAAAAAGAACUUAAUGAUAAAUUCAAAGAAAAAUUUCCACAUAUCCAAUUAACGCUCAGUAAAUUACGCAGUUUGAAACGUGAAAUGCGAAAAAUAGCAAAAUUAGAGUAUGGAAUAGAUUUAUUAACAGUUGCAAUGGCAUAUGUAUAUUUUGAAAAGCUUAUACUGCGUAAUGUGGUUACGAAACAAACUCGUAAAUUAUGUGCUGGAGCUUGUUUACUAUUAGCAGCAAAGCUCAAUGACGUAAAGGGUGAAGUACUUAAAUCACUUAUUGAGAGAACUGAAAGUGUCUUUCGUUUAAAUCGUAAGGAUCUUAUUGCAUCGGAAUUUGCGGUGCUAGUCGCACUUGAAUUUGGAUUACAUUUACCAACAUGGGAAAUUUUUCCUCACUAUCAACGUUUAAUAUAUGAAUCUUGACCUCAUUUACAGUUUACUAAUUCACUUAAAUUGAAUAUUUUUUCGUCUGGGAAAUAAUUUACAAAGACAAAUACUUCGUCCAAGGUUUACUCUCUUUCUGGCUUAAAUUAAACAUAGAUUAAUACAAGCGUAAGCAAUAAUGUACCUUAAAUAUACUCAAUUUAUAAUUUUUGACAUGCUUUCAUAGAAUUAAACAACGUUUUAAUAUCAGUCUAAAAAAAAACUUUGUUAUUGUAUUUAAAAAAAAUGAAAUGUUUGAUACGAAAAAGAAAAAAAAUGAUGGAAAAAAUGUUUAAUUACUUUUUAACUUUUUAGAGUUUUAUAUACUCAUAUAAAAUAUCUUUUUUAAUAUUUAAAAAUCAUUAGAAUGGCAUUUACAUAUUUGUCUAAUCGACUACAAAUUAAAAGUGAUAAUUAUUAGAGUCCAAUUACUUUUUAUUAAUUUGAAAAAAAGAAUUGAAUUAAUUGUUAAUAAUUAAAAAAAUAAUUAAUUAUUUAUUAUAUUAGAAUAAUGAUAACUAUUAAAAAUUGGACUCUAAAAUCAUUUUA